AUGGAGGCAUUGUCGACAUUGCAACUUAUGAAUGAGCUUCGUGAAGACAAGGAGGAGUUGGAGAUCACUUAUGGUGUUCAAAUCCCCGAAGACACCUUGUCUUUGGCUUGCAGCAUUGCCAUGAGAUACCCUGAUGUAUUAUUGGCAGCCACCAAAAUCGUUUGUUAUAAGAGUGAGAAGUCACUACCGGGACAGCUGGCUGUUCACCUCUUAGCUAAAGCUUGUUUUGAACUUGUGAAUGAUUUUGACAUGGGUGUAGAAGAUUGUUUAGAAGUAUACCCACUCAUCCGUGCACAUAUUGAGUUGAAUGAAUGUAAGAAAGAAAAAGCUCCUACUAGCCAAUGCUGGAUCAGCUAUGUAACAGAUGAGUAUGAAGAUCUUAAGGAAAAGUGGCAUACACUCGAGGAGAAAUGGAAGUUAGUCUUGCAGUCGAGGCGGAGAUCAGAAAGAAGAACUCAAGAAGUAGAAGCAUUGAAGCAUGUACGCCUAAAUCUUCUUUCUUAUUUGCAGCAACCAGAAAUGGUGAUAGCAACAGGCCUUAUGCAGCUUUUUUCCCUUGUAAAUGUGCUUGGCAAAGAUCAACAUGAGCUGUCAACUAUUUACCCUUUUAUGAUAGCCAAGGUAGCGUGGUCCUUGACUGGUAUUCCAAAAUCAUGGUUACUUCAUUCUACAGAACCAAAAUUUUUCCCAGAUAUUGGCCCAACAUUUGCAAAGAGGGUUGUGGGGCAAGAGCUUCCCAAACUUGCUGUCACCAGUGCCUUGACAGAGCUUAGGUCUGGGGCACACCCAAUUGCUUCGUUUCUCUUUCUUUGCCGGCCUGGUUGUGGCAGGACAGAGCUUGCUAAAGCUGUUGCUGAGCUAUUUUUUGAUGCAAAGGACAUGUUGACUGAACUCAACAUGGUGAAAUAUAAGUGUGCAGAGCCAAAUCCUGUAUCAGAUGAAGAUGAAUAUGGAUAUGACUUCCCACGGUAUGAACCAAAGUCAGAAUUUAGGGAGCAUCUCAUAGAAGCUGUGAAGAAGAGGCCUUUUGGCAUCGUCUUGCUUGAUAACAUUGAAGUUGCUCGUCCAUCUGAUGUAGACAUUUUGGUUGAAAUUCUAACCCAUGGUAGACUGAGCGAUGGGAAAGGACACUUUGUUGAUUUCACUAAGAUGUUGAUUAUUCUGACAUCAAACGUUGUGCAAGAUCCAUUUAUGUUGCGGUGUUGCAAUUGUGAGGAGAUGGUUGAAAAGUUUUUUUUUAAAGACUUGGAUGAAGAUUCACCAAAUGGCGUUUGCCGUCACCUUUUGAUUCUAAAAAAGGCAAGAAAGCAUUUUAGGACUGAGUUAUUUGAAGCUCUGAAUGAUGUUGUUGCAUUUGAGCCCCUUUCACUUCUGCACUACAGAUGUGUUACGAGAUUGUUGUUGAGGGACAUCGCAUGCUCCAUUACAGAAAAACACCUCAUAUUAUGCCCGUCUGAAGCUGCAGUUAGAGCUAUAUUACUCGAUUCGGAUUUUAUGCGUGAUGGCACAAAGAAUAUUAAGAGCUUUUUUCAGACCAGUGUAGAAGCUAUGGUAAAGGAUCGCCUUAAUGAGAUUGAUGACAUCUGUGUCGUCUAUAUGGAUGCCUCCGUGGGGACAGAGGAGUUGUCUUAUGUUAGAUUUGAGAAGAUUAGUGCAUUAGAUUAUUAUGAUCAGGAAAUAAAGGACUUCCUAAAAUCUUCAAGUGAACUAAGAUCAACGUACAGGAAAGAGAAGGUCUGGGUGAAGAAAGUUUCCAUGCUGAAACGAAGUUUUCCUGUGUUGUUGGCUAAUGAAAAUUCAGUGAAGGAUCCCGCCAAAGUGUUUAAAGUUCUGCAAAUAAUAGACAGUCUAUUAGAAAAUGCAACUCAUGAAUAUACCACAGUGAACGCAUUUGGCUCAUUGGAGGAAACUGAUGAACCUCGGGAUGAUCAAUUGGAGAAAUCUAAGAAGAUGGCUAAGAAUGGUAUCAAUAGUCUGCGAGCAUCUUUGUCCAAUCUAAAGAAGUUGGUGAGGAAGAUCUUAUUAAAGGUUUAA
This is a messenger RNA of Fragaria vesca subsp. vesca, 2034 nucleotides long. RefSeq names its product chaperone protein ClpB1-like. The record is from RefSeq and is a predicted model, not a curated record. The transcript is spliced from 8 exons. Gene Ontology annotation, cellular component: cytoplasm. Lineage: Eukaryota; Viridiplantae; Streptophyta; Magnoliopsida; Rosales; Rosaceae. The coding region runs from base 1 to 2034 and encodes 677 amino acids. Gene Ontology annotation, molecular function: ATP hydrolysis activity; ATP binding. Gene Ontology annotation, biological process: cellular response to heat.